GAACAUCCCUAACUCAUAUAACUUGAUUUGGUGCCGGGGUGAGUUUAUCGACGACCUUUUAUGCCUGAGGCCACAAUGCCUCUUACGUAAGCCGCACAUACGUGAAGACCACAUCUCGAAAUUGGCGGAGGGUGCAUCGCUAUGGUGUUCCGUAUUGAUACGUGUCUGCCAACUUUCGAGCUUCAACGACCAUUUACCUCCAGUAGUUGCGUAUUGGCAAGUCGAGACCAAGCACCCCAAGCUGCAAUAACGUCAAGUCUAACGACCAAUAUCGGCCAGACCAGCCAUUGGCAGCGAGAGGCGCAGGUUGAUGCGGUGUCAUCUAGGGAACCGACCUUAGAUCUUUGAAGCUGCGGAGGAAGAUUCCCAAACCAGGCUCGCGCAUCCGAGGCCAAAAUGCGGUUAGACGUGAAGAGGCAACUCUUCGCCCGCAGCGAGCGGGUGAAAGGCAUCGACUUCCAUCCCACCGAGAACUGGAUCCUGACAACCCUCUACUCUGGCCAUGUCUAUAUCUGGUCAUACGACACACAGCAGAUCGUUAAGACCUUCGAGCUCACCGACGUCCCUGUUCGAGCUGGCCGCUUCAUCGCCAGAAAGAACUGGAUCGUGUGCGGCAGCGAUGACUUCCAAGUGCGGGUCUACAACUACAACACCAGCGAGAAGAUCACGAGCUUCGAGGCGCAUCCUGAUUACAUCCGUGCCAUCGCCGUCCACCCGACACAGCCCUUUGUGUUGACUAGCUCAGAUGACAUGACCGUCAAGCUCUGGGACUGGGAAAAGGGAUGGAAGUGCGUGCAGGUCUUCGAAGGCCACUCGCACUACGUGAUGGGAUUGGCCAUAAACCCGAAGGAUCCUCAUAUCUUUGCGACCGCCUGCCUUGAUCGGACUGUCAAGAUCUGGAACCUUGGCUCACCACAUGCCAACUUCACCUUGGAGGCCCAUGAGACGAAAGGCGUCAACCACGUCGACUAUUAUCCCCACAGCGACAAGCCCUACCUUCUUACUACAAGUGACGACAGGACAGUCAAGGUUUGGGAUUAUACAACUAAGUCACUGAUCGCCACACUCGAGGGCCAUACCAACAACGUGUCUUUCGCCUGCUACCACCCCGAACUCCCCAUCAUCAUCUCCGGCUCAGAAGACGGCUCGAUACGCAUAUGGCAUGCCAAUACCUACCGCUUUGAACAGUCGCUCAACUACGGACUGGAGCGAGCUUGGUGUGUCUCCUCUCAGAGGGGCAAGCAGGGAAUUGCUGUUGGCUUUGACGAUGGUGCUGUUGUCGUCAAGUUGGGCCGCGAAGAGCCCGCUGUUUCGAUGGACUCGUCGGGAAAGCUGAUCUGGGCAAGACACAAUGAGGUUGUCUCGGCGAUCAUCAAGGGUGGUGAUCCGUCCAUCAAGGACAAUGAACCGAUCAGCCUCCCGUCAAAGGAAUUGGGUUCGUGCGAGGUAUACCCUCAAACUCUAAUCCACUCUCCCAACGGCCGAUUUGUGGCUGUUUGUGGGGAUGGCGAGUACAUCAUCUAUACGGCCCUGGCAUGGAGAAAUAAGGCGUUCGGGUCUGCCCUGGACUUUGUCUGGUCCAGCGAGAGCAGCAACGAUUUUGCCAUUCGAGAAUCCACAACUAGUGUCAAGAUCUACAAGAACUUUGUGGAGAAGACUGGAGGCCUAGAUGUCGGUUUCGCGGCAGAUGCCUUGACCGGUGGUGUCCUGCUUGGCGUCAAUGGCCAGGGAGGCAUUUCAUUCUUCGACUGGAAUACAGGAGGAUUGGUCAGGAGAAUAGAGGUUGAGCCGAGACAUGUCUACUGGUCGGACAGCGGCGAGCUUGUCUGCCUUGCCUGCGAGGACACCUUCUACAUACUGAGAUUCUCGAGAGAGAACUAUGUCGCCGCAGCCAAUGCGGGGCAGGUAGAGGACGAUGGUGUUGAGGCAGCCUUUGAAGUCAUCACCGACAUUAACGAAAGCGUCCUCACAGGCGAGUGGGUUGGUGACUGUUUCUUCUACACCAACUCGACCAACCGACUCAACUACCUCGUCGGCGACCAGACGUACACGGUCUCGCACUUUGAUCAAGCCAUGUACAUCCUUGGCUACAUUCAACGCGACUCCCGGGUGUACCUGUCGGAUAAAGAUGUCAACGUCACGUCAUUCGCCCUCUCGCUUCCCGUGCUCGAGUAUCAGACGCUCGUCCUCCGCGAGGACAUGGAGACGGCGGCAGAACUUCUGCCCAGCAUCCCGCAGGACCAGCUCAACAAGAUUGCGCGGUUCCUCGAGGGUCAAGGCCACAAGGACCUGGCGCUCGAAGUUGCUACCGACCCAGAACACAAGUUCGAUCUCGCCCUUGCCCUCAACCAGCUGGAUAUCGCACUAGAGCUCGCCAAGGAGGCAGACGUCGACCACAAAUGGAAGACGGUCGGCGAUGCGGCUCUCGCAGGCUGGGAUGUCGGCCUCGCUGCCGAGUGUUUCGUCAACGCGAAGGACUUGGGUUCGCUUCUGUUGGUGUACACGUCUACCUCGGACCGGGAAGGCAUGGCCAAGCUUGCCGAGCAGGCUGAGAGUGCCGGGGCACACAACGUGGCUUUCACGUGCAAAUGGCUGCUCGGCGACGUGCCCGGCUGUGUCGAGAUCCUGACCAAGACUAACCGGCUCGCCGAGGCGGUGCUCUUCAGCCAGACGUACAGGCCUUCGCUGACAUCCGGCGUCGUUGCAAGCUGGAAGGAGAGUCUCGAGAAGAGCAAGAAAGGCCGCGUGGCCAAGAUUCUGGGCACGCCGGGCGACGACGAGGAGCUGUUCCCCGAAUGGGAAGAGUGGCUGAGGCUCGAGAGCGAGGGCGGGGCCGUGGACGUCGGCGAGGUGGCGGCCAAUGGUGCGGAGAACGGCCACACGGCCGAAGGAGCCGCCGAGGAGGAAGAGGAAGCCGAAACCGAAGGGGAAGCGGAGGUGGAGUAAGCAUGUCCUUAUAACCCCACUUCGCGGGGGGGCCUCGCCAAGCCUGGUUAAGAAGCCGGCCUUGUUGCGGCCCUCUCUCGGAGUCUACUUGCAGGCGCGGAAGUUGAGGGUCUCGGGGGUCAUGAACGGGUUCAUCGGAUAAUGUCAUUUUGUGGACGAAGUGCUUGAUGCAAAAGCGGGACAGAGAUAGAAAAACAAAGCUCUCAAUCUGCGCAGCCCCGGUUCUGACGCUUGUGCAAAACAUGCGACGCGUCUGCUAUGCUACGGUAGUCAUAGGUAGUUAGGAUCUGACUGGCGAAUUCUGCCUAGCGAGGAUAAGCACGUACAGACACUUGCCUCAGUCGAGGAGAUAGCAGUUAGAGUACCUGGACAACACGUCUGGUGUCGCCAUCGAUGGAUCGAUUCACUCGAUUUGAAUCCCACUUGCCAUGUCAUCCAUCUCCCUCCCUGAUGGAGACUUUCUUGGUAAUCCGGGGCCGGUGCAGCGACUUUCCGGUCGG
Messenger RNA from Phialemonium atrogriseum, 3446 nucleotides. Its product is annotated as coatomer WD associated region-domain-containing protein. Gene Ontology annotation, molecular function: protein binding; structural molecule activity. Gene Ontology annotation, biological process: endoplasmic reticulum to Golgi vesicle-mediated transport; intracellular protein transport; intra-Golgi vesicle-mediated transport. The record is from RefSeq and is a predicted model, not a curated record. Gene Ontology annotation, cellular component: COPI vesicle coat. Bases 397 to 2946 code for a protein of 849 amino acids. The transcript is spliced from 11 exons. NCBI's taxonomy places the organism in Eukaryota, Fungi, Ascomycota, Sordariomycetes, Cephalothecales, Cephalothecaceae.